CCCGUCCCGUGUGAAGCGGGGCGAGCCCGGGGGCGGCGGGUGAGGCGGCGGCGGGGCCGGGGAGGCCGCGAGGUUCAGGCACGCCCCGGGUCGGCGGUGGCGGCGCCGGCGGAGGGGCGGGGCGCCAGUGAUUAACACUAAAGCCCCACAAUGUCCUUGAAACCACGAGUAGUUGACUUUGAUGAAACAUGGAACAAACUUCUGACAACAAUUAAAGCUGUUGUUAUGUUGGAUUAUGUUGAAAGAGCAACGUGGAAUGAUCGCUUUUCAGACAUUUAUGCUUUGUGUGUGGCCUAUCCUGAACCUCUUGGAGAGAGACUUUAUACGGAAACUAAAAUUUUUCUGGAAAAUCACGUACGCCAUUUGCACAAGAGAGUUCUGGAAGCUGAAGAACAAGUCCUGGUUAUGUAUCACAGAUACUGGGAAGAGUAUAGCAAAGGGGCAGACUAUAUGGACUGCUUAUACAGGUACCUCAACACACAGUUUAUUAAGAAGAACAAAUUGACUGAAGCCGAUCUUCAAUAUGGUUAUGGAGGGGUGGAUAUGAAUGAACCAUUGAUGGAAAUAGGAGAGCUAGCUCUUGAUAUGUGGAGAAAAUUAAUGAUUGAGCCACUGCAGGCCAUACUUAUUCGGAUGCUCCUCCGAGAAAUUAAAAACCCAAGCACUCCUCCUACAAGGCAAGCUGAAUCUCAACUUACGCAUUUUUGUUUCAACACAACAGGAAGCCGACAAGAUCUCAAAUUUGAUCGCUGUGGAGAAGACCCAAACCAGAAAGUAAUCCAUGGGGUCAUUAACUCCUUUGUUCAUGUUGAACAGUAUAAGAAAAAAUUCCCCCUAAAGUUUUAUCAGGAAAUUUUUGAGUGUCCUUUUCUGAAUGAAACAGGGGAGUAUUAUAAACAAGAAGCUUCAAAUUUAUUGCAAGAGUCAAAUUGCUCACAAUACAUGGAGAAGGUUUUAGGUAGAUUAAAAGAUGAAGAAAUGCGGUGUCGGAAAUACUUACAUCCCAGCUCAUAUGUUAAAGUGAUUCAUGAAUGCCAACAGAGAAUGGUAGCUGAUCACUUGCAGUUUCUACAUGCAGAAUGUCACAAUAUUAUCAGACAAGAGAAAAGAAGUGACAUGGCAAAUAUGUAUACUCUACUUCGUGCUGUGUCAAGUGGUUUACCUCAUAUGAUUCAGGAACUACAAAACCAUAUCCAUGAUGAGGGCCUUAGAGCAACCAGCAAUCUUUCUCAGGAAAAUAUGCCAACUCAGUUUGUGGAAUCAGUUUUGGAAGUACAUAGUAAAUUCGUUCAACUCAUCAACACUGUUUUGAAUGGUGAUCAACACUUUAUGAGUGCUCUUGACAAGGCUUUAACAUCAGUAGUUAACUAUAGGGAGCCCAAGUCGAUCUGCAAAGCACCUGAGUUGCUGGCCAAGUACUGUGACAACUUAUUGAAGAAAUCGGCAAAAGGAAUGACAGAGAAUGAAGUAGAAGACAAACUUACAAGUUUCAUUACUGUUUUCAAAUAUAUUGAUGACAAAGAUGUGUUCCAAAAGUUCUAUGCCAGAAUGUUGGCAAAAAGAUUAAUUCAUGGUUUGUCUAUGUCUAUGGAUUCUGAAGAAGCCAUGAUCAAUAAACUAAAGCAAGCCUGUGGAUAUGAAUUUACCAGCAAGCUCCAUCGAAUGUAUACAGACAUGAGUGUUAGUGCUGAUCUCAACAAUAAAUUCAACAACUUCAUCAAAAACCAGGACACUAUUAUAGAUUUGGGAAUUAGUUUUCAGAUAUAUGUUCUACAGGCUGGUGCAUGGCCUCUAACUCAGGCUCCUUCUUCUACAUUUGCAAUUCCUCAGGAACUGGAAAAAAGUGUACAGAUGUUUGAAUUAUUUUACAGUCAGCAUUUUAGUGGGAGGAAGCUUACUUGGUUACAUUAUCUUUGUACAGGUGAAGUAAAAAUGAAUUAUUUGUGCAAACCUUAUGUAGCCAUGGUCACAACAUACCAAAUGGCAGUGCUGCUUGCCUUCAACAACAGUGAAACUGUCAGUUACAAGGAGCUUCAGGACAGUACACAAAUGAAUGAGAAGGAGCUGACCAAAACCAUCAAAUCCUUACUUGAUGUCAAAAUGAUCAACCAUGACUCAGACAAGGAAGAUAUAGAGGCAGAGUCUACUUUUUCAUUAAAUAUGAACUUCAGCAGUAAACGAACAAAAUUUAAAAUUACUACAUCAAUGCAGAAAGACACACCACAGGAGAUGGAACAGACCAGAAGUGCUGUAGAUGAAGACAGAAAAAUGUAUCUUCAAGCUGCUAUAGUCCGUAUCAUGAAAGCACGUAAAGUGUUGCGACAUAAUGCUCUUAUUCAGGAGGUAAUUAGCCAAUCAAGAGCUAGGUUUAACCCAAGUAUCAGCAUGAUUAAGAAGUGUAUUGAAGUUCUGAUAGACAAACAGUACAUAGAGCGAAGCCAAGCCUCUGCAGACGAAUACAGUUAUGUAGCAUGAUGUUGCUAUCCUGCAGGUAUGAUUGUAAGGAGAUCAUUGCUGUCACUGUUUGGUGUGUUCCUGUGGGAAGAGGCAGGCCUGUGCCUCCAUAAUUGGUCACUUGGCAGCCCCUGUUUUUCUGCUGUUUACAACAUCACCAGUGCCAUGUCAUGAGCGUCAAUGAAAAUGCCUAUAGAUAUUUCAAGCUCAUGUCAUUAUGACAUUUCUUAAAACUUUACUAAAAGAAUGAGUGAAGUAUUGCUGAAAUGUGGAAAAUUGGUUGGGUACCAUGCUUUUAUUUUUCCCUCCCCUUUCACGUUUGCAGUUGAUGUUUUUUAAUGUAUCUUAAGACAAAGUUAAAAAAAAAAAAAAAGCCUAAAUAUUGUAAUAUGACAGAUAACCUAAUAAUUGUAUCUACAUUAAAAUGUAAAAAAAAUGAUGAUCAUGAUACUGCUGCUUGUCAAAUAAAAAAAUAAAGUUAUAUAAUGUGUCUCGAAUGAUUGUAGAAAUGGAUAUAGAUUAAUGUUCACAAAUAUUAUUCAGACCUGGAAGAGUAAAAAUAAUGCUAUGUGUUUGGGUUUUGAAUAACUUCAGAAACAGAUCUGACAUAAGAACUUAAUUUAUAUAAAGCUGAAUAGCAAGUAUGUAAUGUUUCAUGUGAUUAUAAAAAAAAAUAUUUAUGGUUAGGUGCACAUCUUGUUUUCUUGAGAUUAGGCAAACUUACCUUCUUAGUGCCUGAAGGCCUACUCUGUGUCUGUUAAUUUCACACUGCAGGAAUAUGUUACAAGAGAAAAUAAACAGAUAUUUGAGGGGAUUUAACCAGUGUAGUUCACAGUUAGUAGUGAUUAUCAUGGACAUCAAAGAUAUAAUUCACUGACUUGUGAAACCACCCUAUUAAUGGGAAAGAAUAUAGCAGACUAGUAAUUGAAAAAUGUUUUCUCUCAUCCAUUAGGUAGAAGCACUACAUGGAUAGGUACCUAUGUUUGUUUCUACAUAAAUCCAUAGUGGGUAUUUUUCUUGUUUUCCCUCCUAAGUCAUAUAUGGUUGUAUUUAUUGUAUUUUGUUUUCCUCUGCCCCAAUUAGAUUUCUACCUAUUUGGGCAGGACAAGAAUUCCAUGAGCUAUUUCAUGUCCUGCAUUGCUCAUCAGGGAUGGCGUGAUGACUAUUCACUCUCACAUAAGCAUAGUUUUAAAAGCUACUAAUUCUACCACUGGAAGCAGUUGGAGUUUAUGAGCAUUAAGCAUGUGAACACACUGAUUACCUGCUGCAGAAAAGCUGCUUCCUCACAGUUAUGCCUGCAGUUCUGCUAAAUAUUAAGUUAACUUUAAAAGUUCUAUUUUUGCCAAAUUUUAUUUAUGUGCAUAUAAAAAUAUAUAUGUAGAUCUAUAUUAUUUGCAAUAUUUUUUUAGAUUAUGUGAUAUUUCAUCACCUACUGAAAGUCCACAGAUUGAGAAUUGAUUUUAAAGGAAAAAGCCUUCUGAGGGGAGCUUUUUCCUUUUUUCUAGUUCCCCACUUUAUGAAAGGUUUCUCUGACCUUCAUAAUGUUGUCUCUUCUUUCUUAAGUGACAUUGCAUUCAUAUGUCACCUGGAGGGUGUAGUAAACUUUCUAUACUUAACUAGGAAAUGCAUCAAGAAGUGGUAAUAUGUUUUCCUUGUGUGGAUUUUACUAAGGGUGAAUAAAGGGCAAUAAACAAUUAAGGGCACUAAACACUUCUAUAUUUAUGGUAUUUUAUCCCACUGCACUAAGAUCUAGAUUUUUAAAAAUGCAUUUAUGUCUUAAAGAAAUGGGUUUUUUAACUGAUUGUAAUAUGGUGCAGUAGGUCUCUGUCUAAAGUGGUAGUUCAGAGCUGUAUGUGUGUGUUGGGAGACAGCACACGUGCUUGUGGUGUCCCUAAGUGUAUAGUGAAUAGGAGAUACGUUAACGUAGAGUGACUUCUAAUCUAUUUCAAUGUGAAACGUUUCUGUGCUUUAUAAAAAGUAAAUAAUUUCUUCUUAUGACAAAAAAUAGAAUAGAGGGAAUGUUGUAUGACACAACAGAAAAAGGAUUGCCUGGUUGAGUCAUCAGAUCCUUUCUCCAGAAAACAAACUAAGAGUAACACUAAAGCUUCUGGAAACAAAUGUGUUUUACCAUGUAAAUUGUGUAUGAGUCAACAGAUUUUGAGCUUAUUUCUUCAUAAAAGGGUUAAUAAAAGCUUUUUUUAAAUAUAGAUUGCAGUAGCAAAAUUUUAAGACCGAGUUUGAAAAACUCUAACAAAUUUAUUUUCAGAAUCACUUCAUAGACAAAACAAAAACUUUACUGCUCUAGCCUAAACGUGUACGGUUUUAGCAUUACCUUAUCUCUGAAUUUUUGCAUACCUAUAACAUGAAAAGUAAUAUUUUGUUAUUUAGAUAAGCAUGCUGCUGAGUUGAGACAUGUUUAGUGAGUUAAAAACAUUCAUAUAUUUCAGCACAGUUGGCAUCCCAAGACAAUGUCUUCCAUAAUUAUACAUAAACUCAAUCUGUUCAGUGUUUCUUGGGAAAUGUGGCUAUAGCUGGGAAACAUUUUGAAUUAUACUUCAUAACUCACACCUUUCCCCCAAAGGAAAAAAACAGGGCAAGGAUUCAGCCCUCUGUAGCUGGGUUAGCACACUGAAGUCAUUGCUGGCACACAGUGAUGCAGCUUAUAGUGUAGUGCUACAACCUGGCAACUCAACACAUCUGGCAAGUGUCAUUUCAAAAUACAAAGUGCUAAUGGCUGUUAACAAGAGAGGCAAAUUAUGAAAAGAGAAGACAUACAAAAAUGCAAUGCAUUUUUAAUUUUUCACUAGAGGAAACUGAUGUAAUUGUACGGAUUUGGUUUGGGGUUUUUUUUGUCAUAAGCCUGAUAACAUGGAUGACUUGCUGGUUUAUUUGGAAGCUUAAUGGUUUCAUACAUCUCAUACAUUUCUAACAUCAAAAUGCAUUUUAACUCUAGUAUUGAAUGUUGUUGAUAAUUCUAAUGCUAACUGAAAAUGUAUUUCUCUGGUGUUUUAAUUUGUCUUCAGUGUGAUUAUCUUAUUCUAGGAAAGAAAAAUGCAUGUCUGUACUUCGGUGUGUCCAUGCAUACACUGGAGUUGGAGCUGUGAAGGGUUCUUAAAUCGCCAUAACAUGAGAAACAGUUUUCAAAAUGGAGAGAAUCGUUACUUUUUGAGAAACCUUUUAAUGAGUACAUUCUAAAUAAGGCGCAGAGUAUGGAAAUUGGUCAAAGGAGAAAUACAUUUGGUAAGCUGAUAUCUUUUAGCCAUGCUUAGGAAGUUGUUUCUUAUCCUUAAAAAAGCUAAUUUUAAAAGCAAGUCUUAGAACAUAGUCUUGGUUCUUGAGCAGAAUAAAUUCUUUGUACUCUAGGGCAAAAUGUUAAGACUGUCCAUGCUUUACAGGUAAGUUAAAUACCUAGAAUUAAUUAAGGUGUUACGAUUUAUGAAAACAUGUUCUCCAGAAGCAAUUAUUCUUGCACUGAGUAUUUUCUCCUAUUACAAACCUGAAUUUACCCUUAUUUGCUUACGCUAAGUUGUACUGCACUUCCUAGCUGAUGAUAAAACAGUGUUUUGCAAGGUGUCAGGUGAAAGGAGAGAAAGGAUCAAAACAUUGUCUGGGUAUAAUAAUUCUAAAAUAAUGCAAUACUUCACUAAGCUCAAGUAUAUGUGUGUGUAGUUUUAAAGAAGGAGAGUGGACAAAUAGUGAUAGUAAAAGUAACGGAAUACCUGUAGCUUGGGCGUGCAUUUCUUAUUGUCUCCAUUCUGUGGAAUUUACAAUUGCAUAAAUAAGGGAAGAAAAUAACAGCCAACAGAAGGAAGGAGGUAGAUGAAGAGGCAGACCAGCUAACCUCCCUUUUAGACGUACUGGAGUUGUAGUUUGGUUUUCUUUAUCUUUGAAUAGUUUAACUACGUGUGUGUUGAUUAACAAGAUUUCUAUUUAGUUCUGUAUUGAUGAUUACUUGUC
This is a messenger RNA of Cuculus canorus (common cuckoo), 6411 nucleotides long. RefSeq names its product cullin 2 (gene CUL2). The coding region runs from base 151 to 2475 and encodes 774 amino acids. Gene Ontology annotation, biological process: protein ubiquitination; SCF-dependent proteasomal ubiquitin-dependent protein catabolic process. The transcript has 22 exons. Gene Ontology annotation, cellular component: Cul2-RING ubiquitin ligase complex; SCF ubiquitin ligase complex. NCBI's taxonomy places the organism in Eukaryota, Metazoa, Chordata, Aves, Cuculiformes, Cuculidae. The record is from RefSeq and is a predicted model, not a curated record. Gene Ontology annotation, molecular function: ubiquitin protein ligase binding.